CCUUCCUUUUGUUUCCUACCGACCUGUUUUAUCUGCUGCACUUCCACUAUGAAACUCAGCGGAUUGUUCGCGUCCAAGGAUCUGCACGACUUAUUUUCUCUGCAAAUCGACUCGGUUUGUGACUUGUCAACAUGUUACUGUUUUGCCCCACCUGUGGGAAUGUUUUAAUCGUCGAAGAAGGACAAAGAUGUAUGAGAUUCACCUGUAACACUUGUCCAUAUGUACACAACAUCACCAGAAAGGUGAACAACAGAAAGUAUCCCAAGUUAAAAGAGGUGGAUGAUGUUCUUGGCGGCGCUGCAGCGUGGGAGAACGUGGAUUCGACAGCAGAAACGUGUCCGAAGUGUGGGCAUCCCCGGGCUUAUUUCAUGCAGAUCCAGACCAGAUCAGCUGAUGAGCCGAUGACAACUUUCUACAAAUGCUGCAAUGCACAGUGUGGACAUAGAUGGAGAGAUUGACUGUUCUGUAUUAAUGUGAAAAUUUCUAAUAAGCUUCUGAUUCUGCUUUGUCUCUUGAGAAUCUUUACCCUCAAAUACAUUUCUUAUUUAUAUGCAACAGACACUUGUCGGACAUCAUAAAUUUAAGAUAAUAAAAACAACUUCUUCUUGACUUUUAUUGAUUAAAUAUUACUUGUGUACAACAGUCAACUGUCUUACAUUGUACAUUAUCACAGACAUUAUAGCAAUGCAAUUUUCACAAGAACGUUUCAGUCCUCCAACUCAAAUAUCGUAUUUGCAUUGAUUUGUCAGCCUCAAGAAAAUAUAAAAGUCAAAUGCGCAUUGAAUCAGGGAGCUAAUCAGCUGAAUUACUUGUCUGAAGUGAGGUUCAGGUAGAUGAACUCUCAAUAGGCACUAGGAAACAAACAAUUGGACAUGCAGUGACGGUACACUGAUCAUUCACUAGCAGCAGACAAUUCAGUGGAAUAGAAGUUGAUCUGCAGUGAUUCAAAUUUUUAUAUUUUAAUUGAAGCUUAAUAAAUGUAUCUAACAUGCAUUUAGGCAAUGCAAGUAGUCUUAAAGAACUGGUGCCAAGGUUGAUUUUUGCACAGUUUUUUUUUUAAUAUAUCCUACUUGAAGAGUUAUAAGUUUGAUAUCAUGCAGUUCUUUUAUCAGUGACAAAAUAAAUAUUAACAUGUUUUCA
Girardinichthys multiradiatus is the source of this 1140-nucleotide messenger RNA. RefSeq names its product DNA-directed RNA polymerase III subunit RPC10-like. Bases 132 to 458 code for a protein of 108 amino acids. Lineage: Eukaryota; Metazoa; Chordata; Actinopteri; Cyprinodontiformes; Goodeidae. Gene Ontology annotation, molecular function: nucleic acid binding; DNA-directed RNA polymerase activity; zinc ion binding. Gene Ontology annotation, cellular component: RNA polymerase III complex. The transcript is spliced from 3 exons. Gene Ontology annotation, biological process: DNA-templated transcription; termination of RNA polymerase III transcription. The record is from RefSeq and is a predicted model, not a curated record.